AUGCUCAUAGUAGGAAUGACAGGAAGUGGUAAAACUCAGUUCUUACUUAAUAUGUUAGAAACAGAGUACAAUAAAGUUUUCGAUUACAUUAUCAUUAUAUGUCCAACAAUAGAAUGGAAUAUGACUUAUAUUAACUGGGCUCAUAUUAGUGACCACGGAGUCAUACAGAUUCCAUGUUCACAAGAAAUGAUCAAUCUUAUUCUCAAGGCAGUGUCCACCAUAUUCCGCGGAACCCAGACGCUCAUCAUUGUGGACGAUUGUGCUGCAAGUCAAGAUGUAAAGAAAAGAGUCUCAGAACUGGUGCGCCUUGCAUUUUCCGCAAGACAUUACAACCUAUCUGUCAUUGUACUUACCCAACAAUUGUCAUCAGUAGCAAAACCAUUUAGGGAGAACAUUUCCAGGUUAGUUACAUUCUACAACCCUAGUCGCAGGGAUAUGAAGGUGAUAACAGAUGAUUACCUAAGUGGUGUUCCUCAGGAGACAAUUACAGAGAUUACAAAAAUAUUAAAAGAUGAGAAGUUCACCGCACUAGAUGUACUACUUAUUCACCCUUACACAUACACCAUUAAACUAAACACCGCGUGGGAAGCGAAUCUGAAGAAGAAAUAUUUGAGGCUGUAAGAGAAGUAGAGAAGGCCGCAAAGGCACCACAAAAGAAAGCAAAAUCCACCGCAAGAAAAACUAAGCCCACCGCAGAUAAGUCGCAAACUGAAAGUAAAAGAGACAAGCUUAUAGAGCUAUCUAAGGAUGGUGUAAUUGAUGAGACCGCAAGUUUUAUAAGAAAGUCCAACAAGGAUGUUGUGGAUAGACUAUACCAUGAGUAUGAAAGUCAGAGGAUGUCAUGUGCAAGUGACUUCUUAUCAACACUUAUAAUUUCAAAGUUUGCUUCUAUACUGGGAAGUUUCGGUGCAGUGGCAUCUUCAGAGAAGCUGUCAGAGGAACUACUUUGCGACAAACUUCUAAAGGAUGACGUAUGUUACCUAACAAGAAUGAUAUCCCCAAACAUUCCAUUCAUAGGUUUAAUAUCAGGUGGUUGUACAACAGCUAAGCAUGUAGUUGCCCAUAAGUGGAACAAGAAGGAGGAACCGGGGGAAAUAUCUGAGGAAGCUAAACAUAUCUUAUUAAAUACAGAAGAGGAAUGUCUCAACUUGGAGAGCCGUACGAUUGGGGAAACGCCUGGGAAGGAACCGAAUUUGAAGACAUAA
Paramuricea clavata is the source of this 1205-nucleotide messenger RNA. Lineage: Eukaryota; Metazoa; Cnidaria; Anthozoa; Malacalcyonacea; Plexauridae. The record is from the annotation of a GenBank genome assembly.